Nanorana parkeri is the source of this 1212-nucleotide messenger RNA. RefSeq lists its product as uncharacterized. Bases 168 to 1112 code for a protein of 314 amino acids. NCBI's taxonomy places the organism in Eukaryota, Metazoa, Chordata, Amphibia, Anura, Dicroglossidae. The transcript has 6 exons. The record is from RefSeq and is a predicted model, not a curated record.
UAGGUGGCAGUGCUGCUUUUUGUGAGAAUGUGAGAAAACAUCUUUUCUCCUCGGAGAGGCAAAGAGCGGCAGGGGGAGCGCAGAAAAAUGGAGGGAGGGGGGAGAAAGCUGAAUGCGGCGUAAGCUUCAGCUGCUAGCUGUGAGGAAUAUCAGCUGAGCCAGAGCGAAUGAGGACGUUUUUGGGGUCACAAAAGACCCCAUGUAAAAAAACGAACACCAUUGUCGGACACGCUAUGGCAUCAGAUGCCGAAGACCCAGUCUAUGUAUCGGCUGUCAGUGUCGCGGAGGAGUCUCCUCUGGGAAUCGGAGACAAAGCUGGAGAAGGACAGCUGGAGAUAGAGGAAGAGGUGACAAUGACAGAAGGGUCCUUGGUGCUUUGGGGUGAAUUUCAAGGCACGCAGCAGAACGAUGGAGAAGAAGAGGGUGACUGGUUCACAAGGGGUCUGCAUGCAUGCCUGUCCGAUGACAGCUGGGUGGCCUUCACAGACAGCGAGGAAUCGCAUAGCGAUAAUCAGGAGGUACUCAUAACGCAAUGCGGUGGCCGCUGGUGGUGUGAAAGUAGCACAACGCUCUGCACGAGAGACCAUUUUCCGAACAAAAACAGUGUCGGACACAUAUUUGAACACUGUUUUCCUCAAAUAUCACUUCCACAUACAGAAGAAGACAUAAAACCACUGGAGACAUUCUUACUUGACACUGGAUUACAGGGGCACAGGGAGACAUAUACCAGAGACACAUGUGAUCACAGAUCGGCAGACUGUUUAUGGGGGGCUACACCUAACCACACGCAAGAUCCUGAUACGCUAUAUAAAUGGGAAGGAUCCCAACUAAGAAGCGCCUACCUCUCAUCCCUAAACGUCAAACUCAAUGACAAGAUGCCACCCAACAGGACUCGGUCCUCUCCAGCCCCUAAGCAGAGAAUCCAGCCACACAAAAUGAGCACAGGGCUGGGGCGAGAACUCAAACUAAUGAAGGUGGCCUCUGUAUCUGUCCAUGUCAGUGGAUUCAACCCUUCCCACCAUCUCCAGUCCCUGUUCCAGCAUUGGUCCCAGCCCAGCGGGAAAACACGGCUGAAAGUGGCCUAUGACUUUAACCGCAGCCUCCUCGUGUAAUGAUCUCUUGGACUUUCAAUUUGGUAAUAUUGGGUGGCCGAGUUGAGGAUUUUUAUGUCACAGAAAAGUAUAUUUUCUACAAUAAAUGCUAGUGAUUGAA